Molecule: messenger RNA, 1026 nt
Organism: Glarea lozoyensis ATCC 20868
Lineage: Eukaryota; Fungi; Ascomycota; Leotiomycetes; Helotiales; Helotiaceae
Product: Zn2/Cys6 DNA-binding protein
Exons: 6
Coding region: 1-1026 (341 amino acids)
Biological process (GO): regulation of DNA-templated transcription
Molecular function (GO): DNA-binding transcription factor activity, RNA polymerase II-specific; zinc ion binding
Source: RefSeq, a predicted model, not a curated record
AUGUUUACACACUCCAAUCCGGUAGCAUUGAGAAGUCAUAAGAAAUCUCAGGGAGGGUGCAAAAGCUGUAAGGAAAGAAGAGUGAAGUGCGAUGAAGUCAAACCAUUGUGUGGGAAGUGUGCUGUCCAUUACGUUAACAUUAGGACCUGUGAGUGGACAGCUCCCAAGCCAAGAAAAAGCGGUUUGGGAAAGACAGCAAAUGCUCUCAAACCGAAGUCUUCAGUGCCUACCGGCGCCAAAAGCCCCUUAAAGCAAAAUAUCACACGACAACCUACAAAUAAAAUCGAACUUACCGAAGCCGAAGCCGGAAAGGGAAAAUGCAAGCAGCAUUGUCCAUGUCAUGACCCUAUCGUCACAACCCUCUCCACGCUGCCAACAUCAAUCCACUCCCAGUACUGCACAAACCCGCUCUGGCUUACCACAGCGAUCUCCAGUCCUACUCUCUUCAGUGCAACACUCUAUGUCUGUUCAAUGCAUCGAGCAGGACUAGAUGGGAAACGAGAUACUGCUGAAGCUUUAUGGUACAAGAGCGAGACCAUCAGGUUGUUGAACGAGAGCUUGAGAGAGGAGGGCGGCAAGAACGACGUGACAGAUGAAACCAUUGCUGCUGUGGUUCUGUUGACACAUGUCUUGGCCGUGGUAGGCUUGAAAAGCGAAGUGGAUGCCCACAUUAAAAGAAUUCAAUUGAUGGUGAAAACGAGGGGUGGAAUCAAUAACGUUGCUUGGAACAGUAUGUUAUUACAUAUGCUUUGCACAACCAACCACAUCACCGCAGUUCUUUCUGACGACCCUAUCAUUUCAGCUCCGGCUACUGACGAAGUCGGGAUGGUGGACACGCAUCAGCAAAUCUCCAAACCUGCAUCUGAAACUGCAGAAGUCUUCCCAGAAUUCGCCGCCAGAGUUGGAUUUCAUAAGACAAUGGUCUCAUUGUUGCAGCGUAUGGGAUUCUUGUACGGGGUGGUUGAUGUGUUUACGCAAAAGUUCAUUCCGGCUUAUAGGGAUGAGUUUCUAGCCAUUUGUUUAUGA